AUGCGAUCGUGGAUGCUAGGACCAUUGCUGCUGCUGGGCGGGGUUUCGAGCCUGCGCUUUGAUGGCUGGUACAACUGCAGCGAAGGCACGUUCUGGUCGCGCCGGGUACCGGCAUCAGCGCGCCUGCUCGAGGAGCUCGUUGCGCCCUUCGCCGAUGUGAGCGCAGUCCCAGCAACGGCGCAGUGUGGCCUGUAUUUUUUGCCGCUGUGCUACAAAGGUGUGUGCACCAGUGACAAGUCAAUUCCCGUGUUUGUCAAGCGCCUGCCGGCCACGAGCUCGCCUCGCACGGCCAAAGUGCUUUGGGUUCUUCAGGGCGGCCCCGGCGCGUCGUCCGUCAACAUGGAACCGCUCAUGAUCGAGCUUUACGAGCGACUGCAGCGGACAGUCACGGUCAUGACGAUGGAUCAUCGGGGCACGGGCCGCAGCUCCCGCCUCGAGUGCCAAGCAGCCCAGGCCAUGACACGCGGAAGCCCAAGAGGCUCCUCGAUUGCGAUAUCCGAGCUCCCCGACUGCCUCCGUGAUAUCAACUUUGUCUACGGCGCUGGAAAUGCUGCUGGUUUCUCGGUCACGAGCGCGGCGCGCGAUAUCUUGACCGUCGUCGACAGUGACCAGUCGAAACAAGAGGUCUACUUGUACGGUGUGAGCUACGGAACGCUCUGGGUCGAGCGCACGAUAGCGAUUCAGAACGCACAGCCAACGACGGGCGCCAACAUCCGCGGCUACGUCCUCGACGGCAUUGUGCCCCAUUCGGGCCCUGUCCGCCUCUUCUUCCACGACUGGGACCGCGAUAUGAGCAACGUCGGCGUGCAGUUUCUCGACUUGUGCCGACAGGACGCUUACUGUCGGUCGAAAUUCACCAACCAGACACUGCCCGCCACCGUUGCAGCGCUGUACCGCGACGUGGCGGCCGAGAGCACUGGCUGCGCGACGCUAGUCAACACCGAGUUGGGCGGUCUCGGCGGACUGAAAACCAUCUUUGGCUCGCUUCUCAUGCAUUCGACGUUGCGGCUCCUCAUCCCGAUCGUGGUAUAUCGCCUCGCGCGCUGUCGGUCCGACGACAUGGAGGUUGUCGUUCGAAUCUUCGAUUUCUUGUCUGCGCGCGGCUACUUGGGCACCAGUGACGACGACGACGACGCGCUCGACUCGGAGAUUCUCUACGCGACGGUCGCCUACGGCGAGAUGUGGAACAAGCAGGCGCCGCCUUCGUACGAUUCGAUCAAGGAGCAAUUUGAGUCGGGGGUCAUGGGGCUCAAGGAGUACACGCAGUUUCCGUACUACUGCAUGUACACGGCAUCAACAUCGAGCGACUGCCUUCGGUUCACCGCUUCGCUCAAUGUCUCGUGGAGCUAUCCGCUCGACCGCUACGACAACCAGCCGCUGCGCAUACCGAAAGGCGCGAGUGUGCUGCUCCUGAACGGCGGUAUGGACCCGCAGACGCCACUGCACGCGGCACAGAGUCAAUUCGAGCAGCUCCAAGGGACACAGAAGAAGCUCCUGACGUUUCCGUACGCCCCCCACGCCAUUUCGUACGUCACGUGGAUGCACGGGCGCGCUUCGACGUGUGGCGCAGAGCUCAUUCUGUCGUAUGUACGCGUCGGCGGCGCGCUUGCUGCGCUCGACACGUCGUGCACGAGAUAUGUUUUGAGGUUCACAUUCGAGCUCACGGCGGCGUCGGGCCGGCUCCUCGCGGGCGUCAACGACCUCUACGACGGCGUCCCGACAACAAUCUCUGUGCCCGUCAACGUCACCAAGCUGGAACCGGUGACACCACCUCCGCCCACCACCAUGCCAUCAACCACAAAUUCGACGUCGAUCGAUGUGGGCGCGUCGCCCGUUGCCACGUCUUCGGGUGGUCAUUUCGGGGAUUCGAUGGCGGGGCUCUUUGGCUGUCUCUUUGUUGUUGCCGCCGUCGUGGCCGUCAAGUUGUACCGUGAGAACAAGGCGCUGCGAGAGCUGCAUGUUGAGCUUUGUGAUGAAGCGGAUAACGCCGCCUAG
Molecule: messenger RNA, 1995 nt
Organism: Saprolegnia diclina VS20
Lineage: Eukaryota; Oomycota; Saprolegniomycetes; Saprolegniales; Saprolegniaceae
Exons: 10
Coding region: 1-1995 (664 amino acids)
Source: RefSeq, a predicted model, not a curated record